UUUUUCUGCUAUCAAUUAUUCGGCCUGGAAUAAACGAGGAAGCGGACGUUGUCAGAACAACACGGAGCUAUCAAAGCUAGCUGGGCCAAACAAAAUAACUGCUUUACCAGUCGGGUUUCUCCCCACACAACUGGUCAGACAACUGGACAGUUUUAUAAACGGCCUCGUUUUGACAGGUGAAUGCUCAUGCAGGAGGGCAGGCUGCUGUCAUGUUUGGAUUUGGAGGCUCUUCCUUCCUCCAGGCUGGUGAUGUCGGUGGGACUCGCUAGUUACGCCUGAGCUCUUCCCAGCGCUGCUGCUUCACAAGUUGGCUGUUGUUGUCGGGGAAUGAUGAUGCACGGCGUGUCCCAGGACCCCUCACAGGGUACAGGCCAAGGAGGGGAGGUGGUACACACAUUAUCUAAAGAGACCUCCGGGUCUCCAGAUGCCUCUGAGUUGGGCAGCCCGCGGUGUACACCAAACUUUGACCUCUUCAACAUGGUUGUGUCCUAUAAGAGAAUGGCUCUGUUUCUAGAACCAGUUGCCGAUGCAUUGGAGCUGGCCCGCUUUCUGCUCGGAUGGAAGAUGCCCCUGUGCUCUCUGCUUGUCUGUGUAUUCCUCAAUGUCUUCUUCUGCACUGUUAAUGAAGUGGGUUGGUUCACAGUGGGUGUGGUGGCACUGACGGCGCCUGCUGCCCUGGGUUAUCUGCAGGACAGGUGUGGGGGCAGAGCCUCAGACGCUGAGCUCCAGCGGAGGCGCUACCAUGCUGUGCACCGCAGAGACCUGCAGACGGUGCAUCUCACCAAACAGGAGGCCAUGCUGGAAGUCAAAGACCUGUUGAAGCACCUGGAUGACAUGCUAUCCUCUGCCGUCCUGUCUGCUGAAGCUAUUUACAAGGUCCUGUAUUGGGACAGUCACACCAAGUCAUCAAGGUUCUAUGCAGGGAUGUUAAUAUUGGCGUGUCUGCUCUACGUCGCUCCUGUGGGCUGGGUGCUCGCUGGGCUCAACAGCGUCGUCUUCCUGUGGAACAGAGACUUUUGCAGAGUUUUGUUGGACCUCAGGAAGCUGUCCUACAUGGGCCAGGCCCAGACCUCAGAGGGGGCGUGUGAAGAACAGGAACAGGGCAACUUGUUGGACAGGACCCCCACACCAACAAGUCUGGAGGACCUGUCUCCUGGCAGUGUGGAGGAAGCUGAGGAGGCAGAGCCUGAUGAUGAAUUCAAGGAUGCCAUUGAGGAGCAUUCAAUGUCCCUGCAGGAAACGCCUUUGGUCUUAGUGGAGGAUGAUGACGGGCCUCUUGGAGCUCCCGAGUAUGACACCAUCUCUGAAAAUGGUCUCUUGAGCCGCAAUGAACCAAUACGCAGUAAAGUGUCCAAACUGACAGAGAAACUGCGUAAACGCUACCCCACCACCAGCACAGGCAACUGUUCUAGCUGCAAUGCUGUCUUCUCAGUGCUGAAGAAAAGGAGGAGCUGCAGUAACUGUGGCAACAGCUUCUGUUCCCGAUGCUGUUCCUUUAAGGUGCUGAGAUCUUGCAUGGGGGCGACAGCUCCAGAGGCACAGAGGGAGACUGUGUUUGUUUGUGCUGCCUGUAAUUCCUCUCUCAUCAAGUUACAAUGAGCUGGCAUGUCAGUCUUGUCUGCCAGCAGCCAGCUGGAGGUCAUUCACUGUUCGCCCCCGAGCCCUACUCCAAGUUACUGAAACCCUAACACAUGCCUUGAUUUUUGCCUUGGUUAAGGCACUUCUAUCUGUCAAGAUACCUCCCGUGUUGAACUCCAAGAACCCCCCCAUGCCUUUACCAGUUGCAUCCCUUCUUAGCUACUCUUGUUGCUUAUGGGACUUCUACUGUAAUAUGUUAAAUAUUUCCUGUUUCAACUCUCAAUGAAGAACUGGACGUUAUGAAUCAAUGAGACUUACUACAGAGCACAGUGGCUCCAAACUCAAAAGACCUGUUCCCUUUGCUGAGCAGAGGGAGGUGCAAAGUAUGCAGGGUGGAGGCCAGGAUAGGGCUGGUGGUGUCAGGUGAUACAAAUAAGCUUUUAGGCUGUCAAAAGGUUUUGCUUUUACUUUGCCUUGCCAUAAAGUUGAUUCCACUUGAAUGUUGACAUAUUCAGCCCUGUCUAGCAGCUUAACUGUACUGUAACGCUGAGGACUCCUCUGAACGAACAAGACUAAGGCCGGCACUGUAUAAAUUUGGCAUGUUUUUAGAUUGUUGAUGAAUGUGAUGGUGUGAGCAAAGGCUGGCAGUGUGAAUUUACUUUGUUCUGAUGAACAAAAUAAUGGACAUAUGACCAAAAGAAGCUCUACAUUUGGCUUUGGUUUCCAAGUGUGUGCAGGCAGGCCAGCCAAACCUGUCCGAUUUUUUUAAAACCCUAACCCUUUGCUGUCCACCAAUACACUUUGACCUGCAGUUGGUCAAUAAUGUCAUGUGAUAAGUUCUGGGUUUGUCCAAGUUUUUGAGGACAAUGUUUUCAAUUUGAUUUUCUUCUUGUUUUACUAGUUGUGUCUGCUGCCACUGUUACCCUCAUGCUCCUCUUGUUGGUAUGCACAUUAUUUACCAGACCUCAAGUUGGUAAGCGUACGGGCUCAGAGAGCCAUAUUCAAGAGCAUUUUGAGCCAAUGUCAAAUUUGAGUGUAGAUGCAGUUCUGCCACUGAAAUACUGGAAAACUCACUCACUGGAGGUUUGCUUUUUUAAAUGAUGUUCCCACCAGCUAGAGGAACUUACAAAACAUUAGGGGAAUAGAUAUAACAUUCCAUCAAACAAUGGUAACUCUAUGGCAGUAAACUGAAAGUACAUGGCCUGCAAUGAAUCACAUUACAUUUUUGACAGGUUGCCAGUGAUGGUGUUGUGGAGGGCAGUGAACAAGGCUUUGUGGACAUUUUGACAAAUUUGUUUAGCGAACCAGCUUGGUCGUCUACAUGUUAUAAUCAAAUUAAUGCUUCAUUUUGGUCGUCAUUUUUCCUGUGUUGACAUGUCAGAUUAGGGUUUUUGGAAUAUAGCAGCAGCCCGUAAGUCACAAAACUGAGGUCCCUGGAGCUUUUCAUCUAACUGGAUCAAAGUCGACCCAACUGGAUUAAAGUUGUUUAAAUGGACUGAGCAACCAGCUGAAAGUGUCAUCAGAGUCUCACACUCUUGCAAGCAGGACUUAAAAGAAUUGAUGUGGAGGCAUUAUAACCCAAAAUGUGGAUCUUGGUGGGAAAGUUGUUUUAAUCAAGAUUCAGACACAGAUGAUUGUAAUUGUUUGCUUUGCUUUUAUUGUAAUCAUAUAUCAACUGUUACUAUAACUUGUUCUACUAUAUCUAAUAUAUUUAAUUUAAAACUCCAGAAAGUGCAAGUUAUUAUUUGACCUAAUGAUUCAUUCUGUAUAUACUGCCUUUAUUUUAUGGAUGAAAUAUGCCAUUAUUGAAAUAAAGUCUGUGAUGAUUUGAUUAACUUAAGGUCACAAGUGGUAAGUAUGGACUUUUUGACUUGGAGAUUUCUCGCAGGCUCUGCUGGUGUCUUUGCUUCAGUAGUAUGGAAACAAAGAAAGGUCAUAAUAAAAACAUUUAUAAGCAAA
Molecule: messenger RNA, 3537 nt
Organism: Siniperca chuatsi (mandarin fish)
Lineage: Eukaryota; Metazoa; Chordata; Actinopteri; Centrarchiformes; Sinipercidae
Gene: zfyve27
Product: zinc finger, FYVE domain containing 27
Exons: 14
Coding region: 328-1599 (423 amino acids)
Biological process (GO): positive regulation of axon extension; protein localization to plasma membrane; vesicle-mediated transport
Cellular component (GO): endoplasmic reticulum tubular network; growth cone membrane
Molecular function (GO): metal ion binding
Source: RefSeq, a predicted model, not a curated record